UUCCUCUGUUCCGGUAAGUUAUCGCAAUCAUUAUUCUUGAUAAUCCGCCGUUUAUUACUUUACAAUCAUAAAUUAUUUAAAAAUCGUACUUUGUAGGAGAAAGUGAUUUCUGUUUAUCAGAUGAUAGUGAGAAAAGGGAACACAUUAAUUGUUUAUAAAAAAGAAUUAGAGGAAUUAGAGUACUUGGCCCACAAAAAACUGAUGAACCAUCAAAAUUUUUAACAGAUAAAAUGAGCUCUUUUUCCCUCCUCUCAUUUUAUUUAUAAAUAGACCCCUUUCAUUUGGCGACUUGCCUUUCAAAUAAAUUUUCUCUCAUAUCGUUUCAUUCAUUUCUUUUAAUUUAGAUAUUUAAAUUAUUAUUUUGGUGCUAAGAAAAAUUUUGUGCGAAAAUGAAUUAUUCAAAGGAUGCCCCAGAAUUUGUUGUGUCUCCAAAAGAUGCUCGCGAAUUCGUCAUAAAAUGUAUGCAAACAGUUGGAACAUCACCUGACCAUGCUGGUCAAUUAGCAGAUCUCUUAUUGGAUGCUGAUCUUGUUGGGCAUUACAGGUUGGUUUUUGUUAAUCCUUCUAAAACAAUGUUUUCUAGUCAUGGUCUAAAUCGACUUCAUAUUUAUGUGGAUGAUGUCAAGAACGGAGUUAAAGGAAAUGGAGUUCCAAAAGUGUUAAAACAAAAAGGAGGCACCGCUUGGGUUGAUGGAGAAAAUCUUUUGGGUGCAGUUGUUGGAAACUUUUGUACCGAUUUGGCUAUAAAAUUGGCUAAAGAAUUUGGUGUUGCUUGGGUGGUAACGAAAAAUUCUAAUCAUUAUGGAGCUUGUCAACAUUAUACUAAGAAAAUUGCAAAUGCAGGAAUGGUGGGAAUGUCUUUUACAAAUACAUCGCCUCUCAUGUUCCCCUGCCGGUCUUCUGAGAUUGGACUCGGCACAAACCCUCUUUCUUGCUGUGCCAACUCAGAAAAGACUGGAGACAGUUUUUUGUUAGACAUGGCUACCACAACUGUUGCUCUCGGAAAGGUGGAGCUGGCAAAUUGUCGCGGUAAACCACAAAUUCCUUCCGCAUGGGGUGCUGAUUCUAAAGGCAUUCCAUCAACAGACACACAAGUUGUUUUACAUGGUGGCGGACUUUUGCCUUUAGGCGGUAUAGAAGAGACGGGAUCUUACAAGGGAACGGGUCUCUCAAUGAUGGGUGAAUUGUUUUGUGGAAUUUUGGCAGGGUCAAGUUUUGGCAAAAAUGUUCGACUGUGGGGACAAUCACACAAAGCUGCUGACAAUGGCCAAUGUUUUGUUGCUAUUGAUCCAGAAUGUUUUGCUCCAGGAUUUGCUCCUCGUUUACAACAAUUUUUGGACCAAACGCGGAAUUUGAAACCGAUUUCUGAAGAAAAGCCUGUUUUAGUGCCUGGUGAUCCUGAAAGAAUGAAUACAGAAUAUAGCCAAAAGGCUGGAGGUUUGGUUUACCAAGAAGGGCAGAUAAAAGCUUUGGAAACAUUGGCAACAAAAUGUGAUGUUCAAAUGUUCUCAUACAAACGGCUAAAAUAA
This is a messenger RNA of Meloidogyne enterolobii, 1529 nucleotides long. NCBI's taxonomy places the organism in Eukaryota, Metazoa, Nematoda, Chromadorea, Rhabditida, Meloidogynidae. The record is from the annotation of a GenBank genome assembly.